Nyctereutes procyonoides (raccoon dog) is the source of this 2862-nucleotide messenger RNA. It is a transcript of the gene STRA6, whose product is annotated as signaling receptor and transporter of retinol STRA6. Gene Ontology annotation, biological process: vitamin A import into cell. The transcript is spliced from 19 exons. The record is from RefSeq and is a predicted model, not a curated record. Bases 179 to 2146 code for a protein of 655 amino acids. Gene Ontology annotation, cellular component: plasma membrane. Gene Ontology annotation, molecular function: retinol transmembrane transporter activity; signaling receptor activity. Lineage: Eukaryota; Metazoa; Chordata; Mammalia; Carnivora; Canidae.
UGAAGCAGGUGCUGGGGACCCUCCCUGGGGCCCUCUGCUAAGCCCGCGGCGCCUAGGUCUCCGGGAUCCCAGCCAGCACCCAGCACCGGGGGAGGAGGCCUGGGUUGCUGGGGAGCACCCCUGGGGGGCCGGAGCCAGGCUGUGGCCAGGGGAGCGGGGGGAGGAGAAAGGCCGGAGCAUGUCGUCCCAGGCGGCCGGGAACCAGACCGCCUCCGGGGCCGCAGACGACUACAGCGACUGGUACCUCGAUGAACCCCAGGAUGGCCAGGAGCUCCCGCCAGAGGGGGCAGUGCCCUCCUGCCACCCCAGCGUGCUCUCCGGCCUCCUCCACACCUGCCUGGCGGUGCUGUCGGUCCUCGUGCUGCUGCUGCUGGCUGUGCUCAUGAGGCGCCGCCAACUCCGGCCCCGCUCCAGGCAUGGUGGGCCUGGACUGCCCAGCCCUGUGGACUUCUUGGCUGGGGACAUGACCUGGACAGUGCCCGCGGCUGUCUUCAUGGUCCUCUUCAGCUCCUUGUGUUUGCUGCUCCCCGCUGAGGACGCGCUGCCCUUCCUGACCUUGGCCUCGUUCCCCAGCGGAGAUGGAAGAACUGUGACUCUGAGAGGGCCUUGGAAGAUACUUGCCCUGCUCUAUUACCCUGCCCUCUACUACCCUCUGGCCGCCUGCGCCACCGUCAGGCACGGAGCUGCACACCUGCUCGGCAGCAUGCUGUCCUGGGCUCACUUUGGGGUCCAGGUCUGGCAGAGGGCAGAGUGUCCUCAGACACCCCAGAUCCACAAGUACUACUCCCUGCUGGCUUCCCUGCCUCUGCUUCUGGGCCUUGGAUUCCUGAGCCUUUGGUACCCGGUACAGCUGGUGAGAAGCAUCAGGCGCAGGCCAGGAGCGGGCUCCGAGGGGCUGCAGAGCAGCUACUCGGAGGACUAUCUGAGGACCCUCCUCUGUCGGAAGAAGCUGGCAAGCAGCUCCCGCGCCUCCAAGCAUGGCUUCCUGUCCCGGGCCUGGGUGUCCUACAGAAACUACAUCUACACUCCACAACGAGGAUUCCGACUCCCUCUGAAGCUGGUGCUUUCAGCCACUUUGACGGGGAGCGCCAUAUAUCAGGUGGCCCUGCUGCUGCUGGUGGGCGUCGUACCCACCAUCCAGAGGAUGAGGGCAGGGAUCACCACUGACAUCUGCUACCUGCUGGCUGGCUUCGGGAUCCUUCUCUCGGAGGACAAGCAGGAGGUGGUGGGGCUGGUGAAGUACUACCUGUGGGCUCUGGAAGCUUGCUACAUCUCAGCCUUGGUCCUGUCGUGCUCACUCACCUUCCUCAUGCUGAUCCGCUCACUGGUGACACACAGGGCCAACCUGCAAGCUCUGCACCGAGGGGCUGCCCUGGACCUGGGCCCCCUGCCCCAGCACUCCCACCCCUCCCGCCAGGCCAUAGUGUGUUGGAUGAGCUUCAGCGCCUACCACACUGCUUUUACCUGCCUUGGGCUCCUGGUACAGCAGAUCAUCUUCUUCCUGGGGACCACAAUCCUUGCCUUCCUGGUGUUCAUGCCCGUGCUCCAUGGCAGGAACCUCCUGCUCCUCCGACACUUGGAGUCCUCAUGGCCUUUCUGGCUGACCUUGUCCCUGGCUGUGAUCCUACAGAACACGGCAGCCCACUGGGUCUUCCUGAAGACUCACCAUGGACGCCCAGAGCUUACCAACCGGCGAGUGCUCUAUGCAGUCACCUUCUUUCUCUUCCCCAUCAACGUGCUGGUGGGUGCCAUGGUGGUCGCCUGGCGGGUGCUCCUCUCUGCCCUCUACAACGCCAUCCACCUUGGCCAGAUGGAUCUCAGCCUGAUGCCACCUAGGGCAGCCGCUCUGGACCCAGGCUACUACACAUACUGCAGCUUCUUGAAGAUUGAGGCCAGCCAGUCACAUCCAGCCACCACAGCCUUCUGCACCCUGCUUCUGCGCAUGCGGCAACCCAGGCGCCCCCAGGACGGCCUCAGACGGGAGGAGGAAGAAGAAGGGAUGCAGCUGCUGCAGACUAAGGACCCGGCGGCCAGGGGAGCAGGGCCCAGGGCCCGCCAGGGCAGGGCCCGCUGGGGAGUGGCCUACACGCUGCUGCACAACCCGGCCCUGCAGGCCUUCCGGAAGCCGGCCCUUUCGGGCACCUAGGCCAACGAGUCUGGCCCUGAGGGCGGGGAAGCCACUGCCUCCUGGUGGGUGCUGGGGUGCUUCCCCUCCUCCCAGCCCACGUCCUCCCCAGCCUCCCCAGCAUCCUCCCAGCCCCGGGAGCCUCUGCGUAGUGCCCACAGCUCUGCCGCCAGUUCCCCCAUCAGCUGCCAGCAGCAGAAGCCAGGGCGCUGGGCUCGGGCGGAGGUCUGUCCGCACCAGGAGCCUUGGGAGGGCUCUGGUUGGACUCUGGUUGGGUCCUGGUUGGGCCCCCGCAGGCUCUGGAAACCUCCUCCGAAGGAAGGAACUGGUGGUUUAGGCCCUUGGUCUGGGGGUCAGUGGAGCUGGGCGGCCGAGUCCAGGCCACUCCUUGUGCUGGCUCUGCACCCGCCUCAGCCCGCCCUGCAACCCUCUCCCGACCGGGCCGGGGGUUCAGGCCAGAACAGCCUCCUGUGCCAUCUCAGCCCAGCUCAGCCUCGGAUUCACCGCCAUGAACCACACAGCGUUUCCCCUGCUGCUCCCCGGGGGGCCUUGGGCCUUCCUGUAAGGCAGCCCCGGAGGAAACCAUGGGCUCCCACCCGGCAGCGAAGUCGUGGCACAAACCAGGCCCCACACCCCGCUGGCCACACUUGAGAGCCUGAUAUGUUUGCAGUUGGUGUGCCUUUAGAUAUUAUGAAAGAGGGUAGUGUGCUCCCUGUAAUAAACUUGUCCCUGAGAAA